Paraglomus brasilianum is the source of this 1216-nucleotide messenger RNA. NCBI's taxonomy places the organism in Eukaryota, Fungi, Glomeromycota, Glomeromycetes, Paraglomerales, Paraglomeraceae. The record is from the annotation of a GenBank genome assembly.
AUCUUUGUCAGCUAGUAAGCAACAUUCUUCCAACUUGGAUAAUUAUGAAGAAGAACAGCAAAGAAAUGUAAAGAAGAUUCGGAGUUAUCCUUCACCAUCAUCUUUUGCACUUCUCAGUAAUCUUAUUGGUUACCAGAUUAAGGACAAGCAGUUACUUAUUCACCGCCCUCCAGAAUGUGUUGGUCCACCAGUACAAGUUUAUCACAAUGUUUUCAGUCAGUUCCUGCAUGAUUACCAUAAUGAAGAUCUAAAGAUGAGGAGAGAACAUUAUCAAUGGACCCUUGAUAUUAUUCAUGGUAUGGCAGAAUUAUACCACAGUGAAAGUGAUCGUUCCAAAGUGUUUAGAGAAAAAAUUCGUGAAUUAUUUGGUGAAGAGUUAAGGAUAAUUCAUCUAGAAGACAAUUCUUCAAAUGAUGGAGUACUGGAAUCUAAUGUCUUUUCAAGAAGUGUUUUACACUGCUUUGUUGAGAUUAAAAAUGAAAUUGGCACUGGUAGCUGUGAUCUGACUGUCCAGGCUGGAGCUUCUUUUGCAAAAUAUUAUACCCAACAGACAAAUAGGGCAGUAUACAUUGAGAAACCCAUUAUAGAUCCCUUGACCGACUUCAUACCUCUCAUACCUACAAACAAUCAAGCCCAUGCAGAACAUCAAGAUACAAUCAUAGAGUUUACAUAUGAAGGAAAACUUGUUGAUGACAAGCUUCUUUGGAAAGCCAUAACAAGAGAUGGGUGGAAAAUCAUUGUUAAAUUUGCAUCACAGUAUAAUCAGAAGGCACAUGAACUGUGUAGUGAAAUUGGCAAAGCACCAAAAUUGCUCUAUGUUAACAAAGAGAUAGUGGAUGGUUUUUACAUGGUUGUGAUGGAUUUUGUUGAGGCUGAGCCACUUUAUAACUGCAGCUCACUUAGUCAUGAUGAAUACAAGGCGAUUUUAAUGGACAUUGAAGAAGCUAUUGACAAAUUGCAUACAGAAAAUAUUGUUUUUGCUGAUCUCCAUGAUUCCAACAUUUUAGUUAGCAAAUCUCAAGGUCAGUAUCAAGGAAUGUUAAUAGAUUUCGAUUGGGCGGGUAAAGAAGAAAUUGAUUGCUAUCCAUCUUUCAUGAACCAUCGACAUAUUAAUUGGCCACCAGGGGCUGAAGAUCAGAAGAAACUGAGUCGUGAACAUGAUAUUUAUUGGUUAGAGUCAUUGAAAUCUAGAUACUUGGGUCAAAUGAUAAGUUAG